AUGCCUCCGUCGCAAGCGCCUUUUCUUUACAGCGCAGUCCACAGCGACUCGCGCUUCCCAGAGCCCAAGUUUGAUCCCAAAGCUGUUACGAGAGCAAGCUGGACACCUCCCUCGCCGCGAAAGAAGCAGAAUGGACCUCUUGUCUCAUUCAACACGCAUCCUGAUAUGCAUGAGGUUCUCACCUACAGAACCAAUGAAUAUGCUUCUAUGAGUCCACGCAGCAAGAGCUUCAUCAAGUGGCUUCGACAUGGACAGCUCGGACUGCGUGUCCUGCAACUUGUUGCAGCUCUUGGUCUGCUCGCUUUGAUGAUUCUCAUCGACAAGGUGCCUACGUUGGAGGGCUGGGUCAUGAGGAUUACGCCCGGUGUUGUGGCGGCGCACUGCAUCUAUGGCAUCUACCAUCUUUCUCGCGAUGCUGCAGGACGCUCCCCUGCCUCUUCUGCGUCUUAUCAACUCUUUAGCGGUGUCACUGACAUUGGUGUUGCGCCUCUCUACGCCUUUGGAGCCAUGACAGUGCGUACCAAGAGUGAAGUAUGGAUUACUCGACUCUCGGACCAAGCUCUGAUGGACACCUUCAAGCCUGUCCUCUUCUACACUUUUGUCUCGGCAGGUGGCCUUCAUCUCAUCAGCUUGGCCAUUGCAGGCUGGCUGGGCUUUAUGUUCCGCAAGAUCAGCCUGAUGCCUCCGGACAUGAAUCCUCUUGAGAGUCAUUUGACCGCUCGACCCAAGCACAAGAGAAACAAGUCGUCCGUCAUGACCGCCAGCACUUUUGACAGUGACCACCGUCUUUCAUCGCCUCGCAGCGCACGCCGAGAAUCUCUUGUUCCACAAGAAGGCAUUCACGAGGGCAUUGAAGCACCACGUGUAAUUCCAUUCAGCCACACCCGCAAUGGAUCUAGUACAACAGUCGGUACCAGAGACUCUCGAAGCAGAUACCCACCGAGCCCCCAGCAGCAAAGACCUCCCACGACUCCUCGCCGUGAGCGUCGCGAUUCUGCCACAUCAAGGACCACGCGCACUUCAGCUACCCGUUCGGUCUACUACGAUGCGUACAGUGAGAUCCCACUUGAUGAGCAGUCCACAUCUCGUCCAUCAAGCAGCUACAACAAAUACAACCAGCCUCGCCCAGCCAAGUUCACGGAGACUUGGAAGCCUACUGACUCGCUCAUCUCCCGAACAAACCAGCGUAAUCGAGAAAUGGAAGCAGCCAAGACGAGUGCAGCUAACCGCCAGAACAAGUCGUAUGAAGCCUUGACUCAACGGUACAUUCACGAUGACUCUGAUUCCGAAUAUGGUGACGAGAACAACCCGCAUUAUGACCUGGGUGUUGAUGGAGAAGACCUUCGACCUCAUCCUCUUCGUCUGAACCCCCCAUCCGAGAAACGAGAACGUGCCUCCCCUCCUCGAAGCAAGACGCCCUACUUCCCUUUCAAGGAUUCCUUGACGGACAUCAGCUCCAACGCAAGACGCGUGAGCGCGAGCAGGGAUAUUGCCGAUGAGAAGCCAGCUUUCACCCCCCAAAACCGACAAAGCUCCAUUCAACCCGAGUCUGCCUUCUAUGCCAGGUCAUACGGUGAACUCACGACAGGAAACUCUCCUGUCAUGGUUGGUUCCGACAGCCGCAAGGUUUCGACAGGCAAUGAUUACAACCAACACGCUUCGCCAGCAUACGGGCGUCGUAAUGUCAGUGGAAAGAUGGCGGAGGAGGGAAGGGCGGCGGGAAACAAGUUCUCAUUUCUUGAUGGACGCAAUCCGCUCGCAGAGAGAAGAUGA
This is a messenger RNA of Fusarium pseudograminearum CS3096, 1773 nucleotides long. RefSeq lists its product as uncharacterized. Lineage: Eukaryota; Fungi; Ascomycota; Sordariomycetes; Hypocreales; Nectriaceae. The transcript is spliced from 3 exons. The record is from RefSeq and is a predicted model, not a curated record. Bases 1 to 1773 code for a protein of 590 amino acids.